AUGAUAGGAAGAGAAUCAGCCAAUGGAUCUGUUUGCUUUUGGGCACGCAUUGUCUUGAAGCAAAGUGCCAAGAGCUUGUUCAAUCCCGAGGAAAAAGAACAACUCUACAAAACGCAAGAUCUAGGUUUGGAGUUUGCAAGGAGUGUUUGUAUGAAAACCUAUGGAAGUUGGCUCUUGAUGCGAGAUCCUCUGAAUAAUCUUUACAUUUUGAAUCUCUUUACCCAACAGAGAAUCAAUCUACCUCCUUCGGAGUCGCAGCUUGGAAAGACAAAGAUGGAGCGACGACGUUACGGACUUCGUAUAAGAUCCCCUGUGUUUUGGAUUGACGAGAAAACCAAACAUUAUAUAGUUUUCUGGAGACUUGGAAGCAAAUGUGUGGUUUAUACCAAGAAAGGAGAUACCUCGUGGUUUCAAAUCCCGAAAACUUCAGGAUGUCGUGACUUGGUUUACAAGGAUCACACGCUUUACUUCUUAAGCAAAUCUGAUCAUUGUUUCAAAAUCGUCGAUUUUUCUGGAGAGAUUCCUCAAGAAACCUUUCAGCGUAGUGUUACUGUGAGAAGUCUCUCACAGAAUUUUCGGCUUCUUGAAACAAAACUUGUAGUCACGGUAACAGGAGAAGUCCUCAUGGUUGAGAAAUGUUCGACAUCCUUGUCUAACAGAUGGGCCUUCCGGGUUUCCAAGGUUUAUUCAUCCGGAUUACAUAACCGACACAAACCGAUUUAUUCUCUGGGUGACGAGUUAAUGCUUUUGGAUCAAGGCAUCACUGUCCUCGCCAACGACACGGAUGGAUUCGUUAGAAAUUCCAUCUAUUUCAGUGCUACUCGUGAAGCUAACAGACACUGCAUAUUUCUCUACGAUCUCGAGACAGGGAAGACGGAGCGACUGCACAAAAUUAAUUCUUCUUCAGUUCAAUUCUCUAGCGCUCAAUGGUUCUUACCAGUUAAAAGUGAUGUACACACAAAGAUGAACUUUUACUAA
Thlaspi arvense is the source of this 978-nucleotide messenger RNA. NCBI's taxonomy places the organism in Eukaryota, Viridiplantae, Streptophyta, Magnoliopsida, Brassicales, Brassicaceae. The record is from the annotation of a GenBank genome assembly.